UAUAAAAUUUGAGUAAAAACCCCUUGUGUUGAGUUUGAGUUCGUCGCCACCGUCGCGUUUUCUGCCGGCGCCUAUUAGCCACCGCAUCCACCUGCGUCGGUCUCCUUUCUCGCAUUUUGCUUUCAUUUCUCAGCCCCCCUUUUCCGUUUGCGACCACUGUCUGCUCCAAUUGUCGGUAAAAUUAGGUACUUACUACUGUGCACGCAAUGUGUCCGAGGAUCGCCUCAGUUUCAGACUCGUGAGUCAGUCGGCGUUAUGUCAUCAUAGAAAUUUGAAACUCGAAACCUGAUUCAGCAAAUCAAUCGUGAUAUAUGUUAUUCUCUGAUCUCCACACAUGACACGAACAUGAGGAGGAAAAUUGGAUCGAUCAAACCGGUGAAUCUGGUGAGAUUCGUCUGCUUGAUCAUCUCUUUUACGUUCAUCGUCAUACAGAUUUAUUCAGCGCUUCAACUCGGAAGCAUCUCCUCAGAAACUUCAUCCGCAGAACUUAAAUUAUUACCAAACACCAGAACUUCCAGCAGUAGUGAAUUCGGAGAAACAGUGAUUAAGAUGUUGCCGGAAGAUCUGAAGUUCACUAUGUUUUUGCCUUCAGAGGAAUCCUUCCGCCGUGAUCUGAGAUUGAAUAUGAACGACAGCAAUUCAUAUGCAGUGCUAACUAGAGUGUUGGGAUUCUCGGCUGUACCGAGAUGGAUAACUUUAGCAGAGCUGGAGUAUGGCAAGGAAAAAUGUUUCCAAACCAUAUCUGGAUUCAAUUUGUACGUAUCGAAGGAUUCGACCGGAAUGGUCGUGGUUAAUGGCGUAGUUUCAAACCAGGUAGGGUUGAAAAUGAAGGACCUAAUGGUGCAUAUUAUGGAUGGAGUGGUAAUGGAUGCUGAAUUUGAGCAAUCGAUGAGCCUGAAGAAUACGAUCUUGGAAGAUGAAGAUGAUGACGUUAUUUUAACGAGGUUAGUUUUAUCGAUUUAGAAUUAAUACUCGGGCAAAUUAUAUAAUAUAUCCUUGCAUUUGAUUUGUUUUAAAAAAAAAAAUGCAUAGAAGAUUGUCUCAUAUAAUAUUAGGUUACACCCUCAUUUCCAUCUAAAAUAUAUCCUUGUUACUAAAUGGUAAAAAUAAAAUUUUUUUAAUUGUGAUUCAUAUAAAAGAUUGUAUCACUUUUUGUGUAUAUAUAUAUAUAUAUAUGUGUGUGUAAUAUUUAUAUUCUAUAUGUUCACACAAAAGGUAAAUAUUUUGUUAUUUUUAUUUGUUCAAAUACAGAUAUUCCUCUUAAAACUUUUCUCUUUAUGUGUCAACUUGUUAGGAGCAUUUAUUUGACAGUUACUCGACCUCCUGCUUACAUUGUCCACUUGUCUUCCUUAAUUCUAUUCAGUUAUUUUGUUUAGUUCUAUGUAUUCUCUGUUAUGUUAAGAAGAUAUUAUUGCAUGACUUACACUUCUCAGAGAA
Andrographis paniculata is the source of this 1437-nucleotide messenger RNA. RefSeq lists its product as uncharacterized. Lineage: Eukaryota; Viridiplantae; Streptophyta; Magnoliopsida; Lamiales; Acanthaceae. The record is from RefSeq and is a predicted model, not a curated record.